UGGAGAGAGACGUGCUUUCAGUGAAGCAGAGGAGGGGCCAGUGAUAGAAGCUGUUUACACAAAAGAGGAAAUCUGUGAUCAGGAGUGGUGUGGAAGAAUAAUGGAGAUUACAGACCUGACAACUGUAGAAAGUAAAGAGAUCCCUGAACUUGAACCUGUCCACAUUAAAGAGGAGGCUGUAGAGCUGGAGUGUGAUCACAUCACACAGGAGGUUAGUAAAGAAAAUAAAGUCAAUACACUGGAGGAGAAUAUAGUUAAGAUGGAAUCUAGCUGCUGUGAGGAUUGUCCUCCUGAACAGAUCUGCAUGAAACCCAAUCAGCCUGUCUCUGAACACACUGGUUCUAGUGUUGGAGAAGAGGGCACUGUGCUGGGGUCCAUUCAGAGGAAACAUCACCCCCCUCAGGAAAGAGCUGCAGAUGGAAAGGAGGAAGGAGCGAUGCCGUCCACGAGCAGCACAGCCUCAGAUCUAGGAAGACGCACCUCCACUCCAGCACCCCAGAGCAAAAUCUCUUCUGAUGGGAAUCUGCAGCGUAAGCAGAAACACAGAGAGUCGACACCCCACGAUGAAUAUGUGAAGAAACUGAGAACUGACUCUGUUCAGAAUCUUUCUGCACAAGAUAGCCGACCACUUCCUGUGGGAUUUACAGCGACUCCACACCAGCGUAUUCACACAGGAGACAAACCCAAUCACUGUAUAGAGUGUGGGAAGACAUUCAGAUUUGCAACUGGAUUAAAACUACACCAGCAAACUCACACAGGAGAGAAACCAUACGAGUGUCCUGACUGUGGGAGGAGUUUUAAUCAGAAAUGUAACCUCCAAACACACCAGCGAAUUCACACAGGAGAGAAACCGUUUCACUGUGCAGAUUGUGGGAGGCAUUUUAAUCAGAAAGUUUCUCUUCAAAAACACCAGCUAACUCACAGUACAGAUAAACCAUUUCACUGUGCUGAUUGUGGGAAGACAUUCAGACUUACAACUGGAUUAAAACUACACCAACGUAUUCACACAGGAGAUAAAACAUACAAGUGUCCUGACUGUGGGAAGAGUUUUAUUGAGAAAAGUAACGUUCAAGCACACCAGCUAACUCACAGUACAGAUAAACCGUUUCACUGUGCUGAUUGUGGGAAGAGUUUUAAUCAGAAAUGUAACCUUCAAACACACCAGCGAAUUCACAAGGGAGAGAAACCGUUUCAAUGUGCUGAUUGUGGGAAGAGUUUUAAUCAGAAAUGUCACCUUCAAAAACACCAGCAAACUCACACAGGAGAGAAACCGUAUGAGUGUCCUGACUGUGGGAGGCGUUUUAAUAAUAAAGGUAACCUUCAAACACACCAGCGAACUCACACAGGAGAGAAACCGUAUGAGUGUCCUGACUGUGGGAGGCGUUUUAUUCAGAAAUCUAACCUUCAAUCACACCAGCUAACUCACAGUACAGAUAAACCAUUUCACUGUGAUGAUUGUGGGAAAGGUUUUAAUUGUAUAACUUUACUUGAAGCACACCAGCGAAUUCACAAGGGAGAGAAACCGUUUCACUGUGCUGAUUGUGGGAAGAGUUUUAAUCAGAAAUAUAACCUUCAAACACACCAGCGAAUUCACAAGGGAGAGAAACCAUUUCAAUGUGCUGAUUGUGGGAAGAGUUUUAAUCAGAAAUAUUACCUUCAAUCACACCAGCGAAUUCACACAGGAGAGAAACCGUAUGAGUGUCCUGACUGUAGGAGGCGUUUUACUCACAAAUCUAACCUUCAAUCACACCAGCUAACUCACAGUACAGAUAAACCGUUUCACUGUGCUGAUUGUGGGAAAGGUUUUAAUCGUAAAACUUUACUUGAAGCACACCAGCGAAUUCACAAGGGAGAGAAUCUGUUUCACUGUGCUGAUUGUGGGAGGCGUUUUAAUCAGAAAUGUGACCUCCAAACACACCAGCUAACUCACACAGAAUAGAAACCGACAGCUUUGAAAAUCCAUUUACAAACAUUAAUACUGAAGCUAAAUGGAAGAGACAUUUCAGUGAAAAACGAGGUGUAGUGUAGCCUGUUGAGGUCCCUCUAGGAGUAAGAUUUGACAGCAGAAGAAACCGGGAUACAGGCACACAUGAUCACGAUCCUGUAACUGACAAGUGUAUUUAUAUUCCAUUGUUAGAAACUUUAAAGUUUAUAUUUUGGAGUCCAGACAUUUGUAAUCCUAUUGUACAACCCUGUGAACAAAACACGGUUUAUAAAGAUUUCUGGUGACGGCAGCUGCUAUAGAAAUCAUCCACUUUUCUCUCGGCAUAGAAAUGCAUUUCAAAUACAACUUUACUAGGAUGACUUUGAAACUGCAAACCCAUUAGGAUCCAAGCAAGGGAUACAUCAAAUUGGAAGCUUAUAUUUUAUUCUUAGAAAUCUUUCACCAAAGGUAAAUUCAGCACUAAUGAAUAUUCACCUUGUUUCACUGUUCCACACACAAGAUAUUAAAAAGUAUGGAUUUAAUGCUAUACUACAACUUCACAUUGAUGAUUAAAACAUUCUUGAAAGUACUGGAAUUAAAGUUCCUUUUUCUGAAGAACCAAUUGAUGGUACAGUUGCUCAGUUCACAGGAGUUACCUUAGGGGUGCACACACUUCUGGGGUUCAGGGAAUCUUUCAGUUCAGUUUUUUUUCUGUAGACUCUGCUUGAUUGAUAAGAAUGCGUCUCAGUCAGUAUUCAGCGAUGAUGAUUCUAACAUCAUAUUACGUGACAGUGUUUUGCAUGAACAGCAUUGCAAUGAUCUGCUAGCAGACCCUACAUGACCCUCCUCCUUUGGAAUGAAGCGAUAUUGUUUGCUGAAUGACUUACAGUUUCUUUCUCAUUUCUGAUCAUUUUGCUUUUGAUAUUAUGCGCGAUGUCCUCGAAGGCGUCCCCCAGUAUGAAAUGAAGUUGCUUUUUGGCUCUCUCUCUGACAGUGUCAUCUCCAAGCAUGACAUCAUUGAUAGAAUUCACUCUUAGAAUUAUGGUUUGUUGGGGAGAAUGAAUCGUCCAAGGAUCAAUCUAGAGCAGUCUGGCAAUGGGAUAGAGCUCAACGCUAUGCGGGCAGCAGUGUGGAGUAGUGGUUAGGGCUCUGGACUCUUGACCGGAGGGUUGUGGGUUCAAUCCCAGGUGGGGGACACUGCUGUUGUACCCUUGAGCAAGGUACUUUACCUAGAUUGCUCCAGUAAAAACCCAACUAUAUAAAUGGGUAAUUGUAUGUAAAAUAAUGUGAUAUCUGUAUAAUGUGAAAUAAUGUAUAAUGUGAUAUCUUGUAACAAUUGUAAGUCACCCUGGAUAAGGGCGUCUGCUAAGAAAUAAAUAAUAAUAAUUGCAGAACAUCAUAAGCUUUUCAGAGAGCUAUACCCACAAUGCAUUUCGAUUCCAAAGCACCAUUUCAUGAUUCAUUAUCCCAGAUGCAUCAGAGAAAUAGAUCCAUUAUUGCAUUUCUGGGCAAUGAGAUUUGAGGCAAAGCACAAGUUUAUUAAAAACAGUGUCAAGAAUUUCAAAACUAUUACCAAAUCACUGGCCCAAAAACACCAAAUAGCUACAGCAUGCCACUGGGAGUCUUUAUCAAUAAAGACUAUUGAAUGUGGACCUCUUAAAACACAAGCUUUAAAUGAUUUUCCUGACUGUGAAAUUAUAGCGGAAAAACUGCAAGGUGGUUUGGAUUGUGACAUUAAUAUUACUUCUAGGAUUAGAUACUCAGGAACUGAAUAUCGGACCGGCCGUCUGAUUUGUAUAAAAAUAGAAGACAAAAUGCCUGUAUUUAGUAAAAUAACUGGAAUUGUUCGAGAAGCUGAACAAUAUCUUUUAGUGGCAUCUGAAUUUGAAACAGUUUGUUUUGUAGAACAUCUUCAUUCAUUUCAUGCGAGAGGAACUCGGAAAAACGUUCCAUUUGAUCUUCAGACUUCAUAGGGCUUUGAAGAACCUGAUUUGCAUGCGGUUCCAGUGAGUUAUUUAAUGUACAUGCCAACCACAACAUUGUAUUUUGAUUUUAAGUUCUAUAGUUUUGGAAUUGAAAUAAGUAUCGUGGCACUUUGAGGGCUGGUUAUGCAAUGGGAAUUUCUAUAAAUAUGGAGAUAUAAGGGAAGAUGUAAAUAUCACUCCUUCCACAGAAGGUGCAGGUUUGUCACUGCUUCCAUUGAAUUGAGGAGAUUUAGAAAUUGCAGCCAAAUGUGUGUUCACAAAGAAUGUCCAAAAUAUGAGAUCGAAAGGCAACCAAACCACUCACCGUGGACACAAACUUUUGGCUGUGAUGUCAAAAUCUCCCGAGUUAAAGUGAAGCAGUAACACAAUGUCAUGUUCUGGAGUUAAAUGCAUUUGUGUAAAUUAUUGAUUGGGCUACAGAAAUAUUACAAAAUAACCCAGGAUGGCAGUGAGGACAUUUCGAUUUGUAAAAUGAUAUUCAAGUGUACUUUUUUUCCUUUACCAGCAGUUAUUCUUGUGGAUGAACACUGUUGUCUAAAAGUAACUGACAUCCAAAAAUUAUAAACUGUACUUAGUGUCCAAAAGGUGUAUUUUGUGAAAUAAAUGCUUUGAU
Acipenser ruthenus (sterlet) is the source of this 4522-nucleotide messenger RNA. Its product is annotated as gastrula zinc finger protein XlCGF26.1-like. Gene Ontology annotation, cellular component: nucleus. Bases 101 to 1939 code for a protein of 612 amino acids. The transcript is spliced from 2 exons. Gene Ontology annotation, biological process: regulation of immune system process; negative regulation of transcription by RNA polymerase II; regulation of cytokine production. Gene Ontology annotation, molecular function: RNA polymerase II cis-regulatory region sequence-specific DNA binding; DNA-binding transcription activator activity, RNA polymerase II-specific. Lineage: Eukaryota; Metazoa; Chordata; Actinopteri; Acipenseriformes; Acipenseridae. The record is from RefSeq and is a predicted model, not a curated record.